Messenger RNA from Argentina anserina (silverweed cinquefoil), 983 nucleotides. RefSeq lists its product as uncharacterized. The coding region runs from base 182 to 700 and encodes 172 amino acids. The record is from RefSeq and is a predicted model, not a curated record. The transcript is spliced from 3 exons. Lineage: Eukaryota; Viridiplantae; Streptophyta; Magnoliopsida; Rosales; Rosaceae.
AUCCCCACAUCGCUCUCCAUCACUCCACGCCCUUUCCCAAUCUCACAGUCCACAUCACAAUGUGAAAAAUCCACUCCUGGGUUUUACACACUAGCUAAAAAUAGAGAUACCCAACUCAUUAGUUUUUUUAGUGCCCUAAAAUUGAGAGAUUGGGGUUUUCGUCUCUGUGAUUUGAUCGGAGAUGAAGGAUGACGAUGGCCUCCCGACGACGACGGCGGCCGGAAAAAAGGAGAGCUCCGAUUCGAGCCUACUACUCGGGAAAGGCAGGUACAAGUUCUGGGCAUUGGCGGCGAUUUUGCUGCUGGCUUUCUGGUCUAUGUUCACCGGCACCGUCACGCUCCGGUGGUCCGCCGGCAACCUUAACCGUUUCUCCGACGACAUGGAUUCCCCUAUUCACGACGAUCUCGACGUCCUCGAAAUGGAGGAGAGGGAGAAGGUGGUGGAGCACAUGUGGGAUGUGUACACUAAUAGCCGUCGGAUCAGAUUACCCAGAUUCUGGCAAGAGGCGUUUGAGGCUGCUUAUGAGGACUUGACCAGUGAUGUUCCUGGCGUGCGUGACUCUGCCAUUUCCGAGAUCGCCAAGAUGUCGGUGCGGUCAGUCGAUCUCGAUCCACCUCCGGUUCAGUCUGCUAGCGCACGAGAAUUCACAAAAGCACUGAAGCAUCCGGAUAAAGCUAGGGAACUCUUGACAUCAACGUAAGGUGCUCGAUGAUACAAAGACUAUUAAGACCCCCGGUUCAAGUCUGUCUCCUCCUUGCUGAAAUUACAACUGCUCAUGUGCUGCCCAGAGUUCGCGAGUGGUAGUUAUGUGUAGUCACACUCUGAUUCAUGUUUCCGUAGGGGAAAAAAAACUAAACAAUGUAUUGACUUAGGUUCUCAUGAUUGUUCCAGUUUUGGAUAUCACAAUCUUGCCAUGUUGGUAGCAAAAAAACUGAAACAACCUGUCAAGUAGGUGAGUGGUGCAGGAAUUUUGAUGUUGAUAU